GAGAGAGUGCAGCAAUGGCUCUGGGGUUACCUCAGUCAAUGAGCUACAAGAACUAAGAGCACCGGCUGUUUUAGCAGCAGAUCUGACACCUCCUCAAUUAGGGACCCUGGCAGGGAAAGGUUCUCUAAGGAACAUGAGAGCCCAGCUGGAAAGGCUCUCUCUGCUUUGGCCACUUCUCCUGUCUCCGUGGAUGGGAGCCGCAGAAAAUACUACUGCUGUCAUUGUGGUGAAUCAGACAACCCCUUCUAUCCGUGCAAUGGAAGGGUCAGAGUUCACCAUCGAGUGUACAUUCAACACAAGCAAUAAUUCAACCAAGUGGUUUGCUGAAUGGUAUAAAACCAGAAACUAUGUCACAGAAAAGGUGAACAAUGGAACAGAUCGAAUCAUAUUAUCAGCAGAUACAGAAAAGAGGUCUCUUUCGCUCACCGUGAAGAAACCCAAUGUCACUGAUUCUGGAACCUACGUAUGUUGGGUUGGGAACAGGGAUGGGAUAUCUCCUGGGAAGGGAACCCAAGUGACCAUCUAUGAAAUUACCGACCUGAUGGUGAAUCAAACCCCAGCCAGUGUCAGUGAUUUGGAAGGCUCAGAACUUACCAUGAAUUGUACAUUCAAGACAGUCAAUAACCACAGCCCCAUGUAUGUGCGAUGGUAUAACUAUGGGACCGAGGGACUAAAGCAAGAGCUGGUGAAGGAGAGCGAGGUGAUCACAACGCUGCAUUCGGCCAAUGGGUUUGCCUCUCUCACUUUGAAGAAUGCGAAUUCAUCUAAUACAGGAACCUACGUGUGUGAGGUGGGGAUCACAGCAAGGAACCUCUCUGUGUCAGGAGCUGGAACCCAGGUGACCAUCAAUAAAAGGAGAAAUGCCUCCCACGUUGUUUUCGUCAUCCGGAUGGUUCUCGGGGCCCUUGUUAUAAUCUUGGCUGUGAUUAUUAUUACAGAGUGUGUGAUCUCAGAAAAGAGGGCUGCUGUCAGUCGAACAAUAUGAGGAUCAGCUGUUACAGCGUACACCUGGAGAUGGAGCUCUCAGACACCUGGUACCCAGGCAUUCCCCCC
Molecule: messenger RNA, 1053 nt
Organism: Mauremys mutica (yellowpond turtle)
Lineage: Eukaryota; Metazoa; Chordata; Testudines; Geoemydidae
Product: cell surface A33 antigen-like
Exons: 5
Coding region: 134-985 (283 amino acids)
Biological process (GO): immune response-activating cell surface receptor signaling pathway; positive regulation of natural killer cell mediated cytotoxicity
Source: RefSeq, a predicted model, not a curated record